CCCCCGACCACGAUUUUCAAAAGCUCCAUCUUAACGAAAAGAAAUCGAGAACUCAAAUAAUGGAGGCCUCGCGUGGACCCCCCCGUGUUAAAAACAAGGGAGCAAGCACCCAGCAAAUCAGUGCCGAACAAAUUCUUCGAGAAGCUUUCGAACGGCAAGAGCAAGGACUCCAGGCACCGACACAACGAUUUGCAGAUCUCGAAGAGCUUCAUGAGUUUCAAGGCCGGAAGCGCAAGGAAUUCGAAGACUAUGUGCGCCGUAAUCGGAUUAACAUGAACAACUGGAUGCGCUAUGCACAAUGGGAGCUCGAUCAGAAGGAAUACGCUCGUGCCCGUUCAAUUUUCGAGAGGGCUUUAGACGUCGAUUCCCGUUCCGUUGUGUUAUGGCUACGGUACAUUGAGGCAGAAAUGAAGACUCGGAACAUAAACCAUGCCCGAAAUUUACUUGAUCGUGCGGUUACAAUCCUGCCGCGGGUGGAUAAACUGUGGUAUAAGUAUGUUUACAUGGAAGAGACAUUGGGUAAUAUCCCUGGCACUCGGCAGGUUUUUGAGAGGUGGAUGUCGUGGGAGCCUGACGAAGCGGCGUGGAGUGCAUACAUCAAGCUUGAGAAGCGGUACGACGAAUUUGCAAGGGCGAGAACUAUCUUUCAAAGGUUCACCCAAGUCCACCCUGAGCCAAGGAAUUGGAUAAAGUGGGCACGUUUUGAGGAGGAGUUUGGAACUGAGGAUAACGUCCGGGAAGUCUACACAUUGGCUGUCGAGACCUUGGGUGAGGAGUUCAUGGAUGAGAAACUCUUCAUUGCCUAUGCUAGGUAUGAAGCUAAGCUAAAGGAGUAUGAGCGUGCCCGAGUGAUCUACCAAUACGCUCUUGACCGUUUGCCAAGAUCUAAAUCUCAAUUACUGCACAAGUCAUACACAACGUUUGAGAAGCAGUUCGGUGAACGUGAAGGUGUAGAAGAUGUGAUCCUGUCCAAACGGCGAGUCCAGUACGAGGAGCAGAUCAAGGAGAAUCCAAAGAACUAUGACGUCUGGUUUGAUUACGCCAGGCUGGAGGAGACACUUGGGGAUAAAGAUAGGGUACGAGAUGUUUACGAGCGAGCGAUUGCAAAUAUCCCCCCAACCAAGGAUAAAAGACAUUGGAGAAGAUAUAUCUACCUCUGGGUAUUCUAUGCCCUCUGGGAAGAGAUGAAAGGGAAGGACAUCGACCGCACCCGCCAAAUCUACAACGAAUGCCUAAACCUAAUCCCACACAAACGUUUCACCUUCGCCAAAAUCUGGCUCCUAAAGGCACACUUCGAAGUGCGACACUUCAACCUCCCCGCCGCGCGAAAAACCCUGGGCCAGGCGAUCGGCGCCUGUCCAAAGGACAAACUCUUCAAAGGCUACAUAUCGCUCGAAACUCGACUGCACGAGUUCUCCCGCUGUCGCACGCUCUAUGAGAAGCACAUCGAGUUCAACCCAUCCAACGCACAGACCUGGAUCCGGUUCGCGGAGCUGGAAAUGGCGCUGGAGGACUGCGACCGCGUUCGCGCCAUCUUCGAACUCGCCGUGGAUCAGGAGCUACUGGACAUGCCGGAGCUGCUGUGGAAGGCCUACAUCGACUUUGAAGAGGAGGGCGGUGAGUUUGAUAAGGUUAGAGGUCUCUUCGAGCGCCUGCUGGAGAAGACGGACCAUGUUAAGGUCUGGAUCAGCUAUGCACACUUCGAAGUCAACGCAGAUGAGGGCGAGGAUGAGGACAGCGUUAGCGAGGAAACUAAGGCGCGCGCGAGGGAGAUUUUCGAGAGGGCGUAUAAAAGAUUGAAGGAGAAGGAGCUUAAGGAGGAGCGCGUCGCACUCCUCAACGCCUGGAAAGCAUUCGAGCAAACGCACGGCACUCCCGAAGACCAGAAGAAGGUGGAAGCGCAGAUGCCCAGCAAGGUCAAGAAGAGGAGAAAGCUGGACGACGAUACCUACGAGGAGUACAUGGAGUACAUGUUCCCCGCCGAUGAGCAGUCCAACGCCCGAAUCCUCAAUAUGCUACAGGCUGCUCGUGCCUGGAAGCAAAAUCAGGCAGGCUUGGGUCCUUGAGGAUUAUGUCAACUUUUGCACUAGUUUUUGUCAUGGAGUGCUGAUUAUUAGAUUUUGUUUUUGUAUAGUAGGGUGAAAGGGGGGAUUGCUCGAGCUGAAGGAAGGAGAGAGGUUGGGCGUACUAACUGAGAAUUGGGAAGGGAAAAGAAAAAAAUCCAACCCUAGAAUAGUUGAUAAAUGCAGGAGACCCUUUACCAGUCUAGCCUCCGCUCUCGUGGGAGGGAGUGGAAGACUGGAUGAACGAAUGGAAAGAAAAAGGGGGGAGAGAAAAGGAAAGUGAGUUGGUAGUGUUUCCUGGGUGCAUUUGUGAGAUACUCGCUUGCUCCUGACAGGGAGGGAGGUGGGCGCCUACUCACCCAUGCCAGUUGGGUUUUGAUAAGCAUUGAUGGUGUGGCAUGGGUGAUUUUUGGUGACCCUUGGGUCAUGCUAGUUUGGGGGUGGCCUAAAAAUUUAAUUCGCCUUGAUGGUUCUAUAA
Molecule: messenger RNA, 2541 nt
Organism: Tuber melanosporum (Perigord truffle)
Lineage: Eukaryota; Fungi; Ascomycota; Pezizomycetes; Pezizales; Tuberaceae
Exons: 5
Coding region: 60-2066 (668 amino acids)
Biological process (GO): mRNA splicing, via spliceosome; spliceosomal complex assembly
Cellular component (GO): U2-type catalytic step 2 spliceosome; post-mRNA release spliceosomal complex; Prp19 complex
Molecular function (GO): protein binding
Source: RefSeq, a predicted model, not a curated record